Thlaspi arvense is the source of this 3245-nucleotide messenger RNA. The record is from the annotation of a GenBank genome assembly. Lineage: Eukaryota; Viridiplantae; Streptophyta; Magnoliopsida; Brassicales; Brassicaceae.
GCCUUGCUGGUCUUAAUAAGCCGCAGUUUCGACGCACCCCCAACGCAUUUUCUUUUCCACCAUUCACCUCUCUCAGACUCUCACGGAUUUCUUUUGCUCUGGAGAAGCGAGAAUUAACAUUAUUCUUUCUUCUUUCCCCGGACUGAUUUUCAGGAAAACGAAAGAAAAAGAUGGACUUUGAUGACGAAGACAAACCGAAAGAGGUUUCCAAAGCCCGCAGAUUCGCACCUGGUCGUGCCGGAAAGUCCAAACCCAAACCUAAACCGGAACCCACUGCAGGGAAAGCGGAGCCGCCGUCACAGUCUGAUGCUCCGUCGGAGUCUGUGAGCAAGAGUGAGCACGACGUCGAUGCGAAAGUAGCUGGCCCCAAGGUUGAGCCUGAGGUCUAUAAUGGCCCCGUUAAAAUGGAGAUUGAUCCAAAAGUGGAUAAGUUGCCGGAGACUACGGAAGUUGAGCUGAUGGAGGAAGAUCAGGUUCCACUGCAGGAGGAGGAGAAGGCAGACAAAGAGGAAGAAGAAGAAGAAGAAGACGUUGUUGUUCGUGAAAUCGACGUUUUCUUCAAACCGUCUAUUGAUGCCAACACUAAGCUUUAUGUUCUACAAUAUCCUCUAAGACCUUCUUGGCGUCCAUACGAAAUGGAUGAACGCUGCGAAGAAGUCAGAGUGAAUCAUCAUACUUCCCAGGUGGAAAUUGAUUUGUCUAUGGAUGUUCAUUCAAGUAACUACGACUCCAAGUUCGGAAGUGAAUUACAAAUGACUAAGCAGACCUUGAAAACAACAUGGAAGCAGCCUCGUACGUUGGAUUAUGCUGUUGGGGUUCUUUCAGGUGAUAAGCUACACUUGAAUCCUGUUCAUGCUGUUUCUCAGCUACGACCGUCUAUGGAGUAUCUUUCAUCCAAAAAGAAACAAGCUGAAGCCACUGAAGAAUCUGCCGGAACAUCAAAAAGACAGAACAAUGGAGCGCAGGCUUCGGCGGAUCAGAUACCACAUCCUGAAGACACUUGGUUUUCGCUCAAGUAUCAUGGACUUCAAUCCGAGUUUUGCUCCAGAUAUCUUAACGGAAUGAUGGCGAAUGGGAACUCUUCAAUAGACUUCAACAUGAGCCCGGACGUUUAUAUCAACUCACUGUGCCGUGGGGAAAGCAGCAGAAACUCUGGAACGAAAGAAUCAUCGAGAAGGGCCUUGACCUCCCUACCGCUUGAAGAACGUGUGCCAAAGUUGCUCUGCCAGGGGCCUCCGUUGUUCCGAUACAGUGUUCUUAAGCAUUACGCCCCAGAGGUUUCAGACGAGGAUUUCUUAACGGUCCUCCAACGACAUGGCUGGUUAGUUCAAGGUUUAUGGACUCCCAAAACCAAGCUACUAAAUCUAGACGCCCCCGUAGAGGCUUCCAGGGAUUAUGUGCUGGUGCUGUUCAACAAGGGAUCAACAGUAAAGUACUCUGAAGUUGAAGCAACAGGUCGCCUUAGGGAGAAGGUGAAAUCUAUGUUGACUGUAUUUGCCAAAGAAAGGCCUCUGCUACGUGAUUGGAAGUUCAAAGAGCCCACUGAUGUUUCCUUCAUAAAAUCCUACCCGGGGAUUGCUGAGGAGCAAGCAGUUUUUUGGAAGGCUAUGGACGAGAAGCUUACAUCAAAGAUAACCCAAGGAGGAAAAAAUAGAGCUGAUACCUCGAGGAACGCUGCAGGCAAAAAUCCUUCGGCUACAGUUAAACCAGAGAUCCCAACAGCUAUCUCUGACAAAGGAGGGAGUUCAAGAAAUACAAUACCUCGUGUUGUUAGACAGAAAAUGCCAGAGGAUGUUCGGAGGGCGAUACCAAAGGCCUUGAAAAAGGUUUUUCAAGCUCAAAAAGUUUGCAGCUACGAGACGAUCUGCCAAAAACUUAGGGAUCUUGCAGUUUCCACAUCGAAUAAUCCAAAAGCUGAUUCAGGCAUGGCACAGCAAGUGGCGUUAGCUGUGGAUGCUCACCAAGAAGAGCUCCAACAAAUUAUAAGCGAAGUGACUGUUAACAUUCACGGCUCUUUUGUCUCCAAGUCGUCUCCGGACCAUCCAGAAUGUGACCACUUCAGGGAAGUGGUGAUCAAUCUCUUACACGGAUCUGGACCUGGAGCGAAGAUUAUGAAAGCUAAUGUAUUUGCAGCAGUGAAGGACCAUCUUAAUGAUGACAUCAACAACAACGACUACCUAAAGGUGAUGCACGACCUCUGUGAAACCAGCUCUUCAGGAUGGGUUUUACAGAAAGCUCGAUGAUGUGACAUUAGAGAAAAGGGUUUGGUGAUUUACAAGUUUUUGAUAGAUCAGGGAGUUUCAUUUUAUAACUUUGAGAUACUCUCGAGUGGUCUUACAUCGUCCUACUCUUUUACUUGGCUAGCAAAGUUAGAUUCGGUUCAGGUUUCCUGUUUUGUCUACUUUACAAUUGAGAACUUAACUCAAUAGUCAUCUUCAGAUGUACAUGCGAAGAAAAGAAAUAUAAAAUAUGGAUUUUGAAGAAAGGGAAACUAAAAUACUUGAACUACUCAAUCCAAAGGUUUCACAAUUGAUGUGAUCUCAAGUAAAUAAAAUUGAAACAAAAAAGUAAUAGUACAGACGCAUAAUCUGUUGUUCAUAAAGGGAGCCAGAGAAACAUUGUCAAAUCUAUAAAGUUACUUGGAAGAGGCUGCAGAUACCCAAACUCAUAAAUUACGUCAUUUCUUCUUGUGUGUUGUUUCACCAUCUUCAUUCGCAGCUAAAGAUCCCUCAGAAUAUGUGCACCAAGUCAUAAGCGAAUCUACUCCAUUGAACAGCACAAACGACUGCAAAAAGGCCACCAAGAAAGCCGUCAAAGAGGACCCGGUUCCAUGAAUCAAAGUACAACUCUGCUGAGAAUCCUGCCUUGGCCAUGAGACCAACGGAUGUGAUCAGCAUCACCACAAAGUAGAAUACAAAACCGGCCAAGCCUGUGAAUCCAAUGAUUCCUGCAAGGACUCCAGCGAUGAUAGACAGAAACGUCCGGCUAUUCCAUAGUCAAUGCAACAAUGGUUUAUCGAUCUCUUAGCUCAAUUCCGAUCUGCUCUGAGAUCUACACAGACCUUGCAAAAAGGAAUUACAAAAAAAGCAAACUUACAAUUAGAAACGAGACCAGGAGGAUUGAAGCAACUUAUUUGCUCGGAAGGAAGUAAUCGAGAGGACGAGUGAAUUUGAGAGAGGGAGAGAGAAAGAGAGGGCGAGGAAGAAGAAACAGACGAGCUUUUCGAAAGGUCUGCUAUAAUUUUG